AUGCAUCGACUUUUUGCUGAGCUGGAGCCAUCUGUAACCGUCACCGAGCAAAACCUGGCAGACCGAGUUCGGUAUAUCUUGCGCUCAAAUACAUUUGAUGUCACCGAAAUCGAACGGCUACGACGUGAGGCUGUUCCUUCAUCGGGUGAAAAUGCUGCGGCUGAGGAUGCGGCGCCACAACUUGCUGAGCAAACGGCAAAUGUGGAUGCCGCCGUGAAUACGCCAGUUGUGGUUGAUUCAAACGAUGAUGGAACAGUCGCCCAGGAACUGGAACUAGAGCAAAUGAGGAGUACAUUGGAAGAGGCGAUUGUGGAAACGCGCAGUACGCCUCUCGAAAAUCGACCGCGACUUCCCCCGCUUAGCCCUAGGAAAGCAGAAUCGGGCUGUCGUGAGGGCUCUGAACCCAAUGCUGGUUACCUAUUUGGAAGCCAGCCGGGACCUUUGCGAGACGGACUCAAUUCUUUUUGGCGCCGCACUGGCAGUCUGCCGUAUUAUAGGCGCCAAACUUUCCACGGCUGGACGCGCUACUGGACAAAGUAG
Molecule: messenger RNA, 540 nt
Organism: Parnassius apollo (apollo)
Lineage: Eukaryota; Metazoa; Arthropoda; Insecta; Lepidoptera; Papilionidae
Source: the annotation of a GenBank genome assembly